UAUUUUUAAAACUGUUUUUAAGUAAUAUUUAUUAUUAGAAUGUCAUGAUUGUUGAUUUAUGAUUGGAUGAUUAGUCUAGAAUUGAAAAUAAUGAGUAAUUUACUGAAAACAUUGAUCAUUGUAGAAUAAAAUUGUGUUAAUUCUUGAAAAAAGUACAGGAUUCGAGGUUAUGAUAAAAAGCUGUGAAAUAUUCCAUCACGUCAGUCGUCAAAGUACAGUUGCGUAAUAACAAUAUACACAAUCAAGCGAUUGUUAAUUUUUGAAACAAAAAUUUAUAUCUAACAUUCCAAACGUCAACAAUCAUUAUCCUAUAAGAGUCAUUAACAAUAAAAGAAGAAAAAUGGUAUCAGAAAAUGUACUUAUUAAUACUGGAAAUGUAUUUGCUAUUGACGAAUUAAAAUUAAAAGCAGGAAGAACAUCAGAUAAAGAACUGAUUGAUGCAUUACAAAUUGUUAUCAAGGAUCCACAAAAGAACACUACAGGUGAAAAUGACAUCAGUGCAGGGGGUGAUGAUAGGAAAGAGUUGAUGUUUACAGUGAAAAUAUUUAUGCCUGAAGCUGAUCCUAAUGUAUUGAGAGAUGCUCUUAAUCAAAUACUCAAAGUACUCCACACAGAAUUCAUAGAAACAGUAAUCCUAGCAUAUGGAGACUUUUCCGACUCCGGUCUCAGAGAUCGGAAAAAAGAAUUACAAUCGCUCCAGCAGUUGUGGUCUGUAAUGGAAGAGUUCUUUAAUGCCGGGAAAGUCUUAUCAGGUGGAGUCAGCAAUGUUGAUACCACAGUGUUUAUGCAAUUAUAUGAAUGGGCAAAUGUCAAACCAACUAUCGUACAAAUAAAUCUACUAAUGUGUUGUGUCGUUCCUCCUACUCUUCAAGCAUUUACGCAAGAACAUGACAUUCAAUUAUUAACUCACAACGAUCCUAAUCAAUUAUUAAAUAGGAAUUCAGUAAUUGAUAUCUUCGGUGCUAAUGCUGAUUUAAAGUGGGUCGCUAAAUAUCAAAAGAUAAUCAAAUGUAGAGGAGUGAUCACUUCAAUGGGAUACCUUGUAAAUAUUUCUAAAUAAUGAGACCAAAUAUUUUAAUUGGCAUUUUUUCCAUUUGCAUUGCAUUAAUUAUAGUUGAGAAUUGACAGUAUAUUUUCGAGUAUUUUUUUAGAUUUUUAUGAAAUAGCAAAAACGAUUUUAGCAUUUUUUAUAAGUAAAGUAGUUUAUUGAGUAUAAAAAUCAUGUUGUUUUAUAGAUAAAGAAUAUUAUUUUAUUAAAAGAAAUGUAAAAAAAUAUUUUGACGCCAUUAAUAAAAUUAUCUGUUACUUAA
This is a messenger RNA of Chelonus insularis, 1310 nucleotides long. It is a transcript of the gene Gclm, whose product is annotated as Glutamate-cysteine ligase modifier subunit. The record is from RefSeq and is a predicted model, not a curated record. Gene Ontology annotation, molecular function: glutamate-cysteine ligase catalytic subunit binding; enzyme regulator activity. The coding region runs from base 341 to 1060 and encodes 239 amino acids. Lineage: Eukaryota; Metazoa; Arthropoda; Insecta; Hymenoptera; Braconidae. Gene Ontology annotation, cellular component: glutamate-cysteine ligase complex. The transcript has 6 exons. Gene Ontology annotation, biological process: glutathione biosynthetic process.